CAUCACGUGACAUCCUGACAACAACAGUAGCAUGGCACUGGUAUGGUUGCAGCGAACUUGGAAUGCUAACCGUGUGGUAAUUACGGUAGCAACAAGUGCAGCCACCGCGGCCAUCGCCUACAGCAUAUACAGGUUUAUUUUCAUUGCAAAGGAAGAAGAAGCGGACGAGUACUUUGAAUCCAUCGUCCUGUCAAAAGAUCCUCCCAGUAAAAAGAUUUUAGUUAUUGGAUUGGAUGGCGCUGGAAAGACAAGCUUUGUGAGGUGUUUCGGAAAAGGCAACAAAGAUGGGAAAGCAUAUGAUGAGCCUCGGCCAACUGUCGGAUUUAAUGUUAAGAGUGUUAACAUGGGAUCCAAUCUGUUCGAUGUUUGGGAUGUUGGAGGAUCUGAAGUCUGCCGUGAAUACUGGAAACAGUUUCUCCAGAGUAUACAUAACAUUGUUUGGGUAGUCGAUUCUUCCAAUCGGGACAGAAUAAAUGAAUCUAGAGAAGCUCUUAUCAAGUUUCUAAAAAAUGAUCAGGAGACACGCCCACUUCUCAUAGUGGCAACAAAACAGGACUGUAAGGGUGCUAUGAAAUUAUCAGAAAUUAGAAAACAUCUCCACGUGGAUACAUCUGCUGUGAUUGACAAGUCAACUAGAAACAUCGAAAUGGUUGCAACACAGACACCACAAAAGGGGCAAAGGAAAGGCAUAUGGGCAGCUUACAAGAAGCUCCUGGAAUCGUCUUGAAGUAUUCUAUGAUAGGAAUAGGUUUGAUUGUAAAGCAACAUUAGUGGUAUGGUACAAAAUCUAUCAGCAAUAUCAUAUAAUGUAGUAAGAAAAAAGGGGAAUUUGCAAAAACUGAGAAUGUUUUUUGAAUUUAGAUUAUGGGUUUUUUACCAGUUAUUGUUAUGUUGACUGCUACAAGCUGAGCUGAUGAAAAUGUUUAGGGAAGUUACAAAAUUUGAAUUUUAGUCUUGCAAACAGUUUAAAAUACAUUGCAUAAAAUAUAUAAGAAAUAAAAUACAUUGCAUAAAAUAUAUAAGAAAUAUAUGUGUAUUUUGAAAUACAUACUAUUGAAAUGAAGCAAUGAAAUAAUACCAAUUAUUUGUCAGUACUUUGCAAUGGUUGUGAAAUAAAAAGUGUAUACAAUACAGAAGAAUCAUGUAACAAUAAAAGAGAGAGAAGUAACAGGUGGAUCCCUUUUAUUUCUUUCACUAUAGUGUAGAUUAAAAGAUUUGCAGGAAUGAUGUUUCCUUUUUUUUUCUUGAUAAUUUUUAUACAUUAACUGGCCAAAGCUCAAUUCACGCUAGGUAGUUAAAUCUAUGUUCAGGCACUAUAUAGAUAACGGCAUGUAACUAAACUGGAUAGCUUUACCACCAGCAGGUGUCAGUGUAAAUGGACACACAAUUAAACUACAAAGUGUUGCUGUGCCGUAUUUAGAAGGAUGAUCAGGUGUAUUGCUCACUCCAUUUUCCUAAAAAGAAAAAAUAUUCUAUAAUUUAUUCUAAUACAUGGGUACAUAUUUUCUAUCAAAAUUUCUUUUUUAUUAGUAUUUUACGUACUUACCUUGUAUCAUUUCUCCGUAGAUGGAAGGAUUGUUUCUGUUUUAGAAACAGAUCACUUCUACAACUGUUUUAUAUUGUUUAGAUGAAGUAUUUAAUAUGAUAUAGGAAUUUUGUGCAGACAUUGUAUACAUAUAUGGUGUAUUUCUUACAGCAGAGAGUUAAACAUUUGGUCAACCUCAUUUUAUAAUUAGAUUACUAUACAUGUGAAGUUUGUCGAGUCCUAAGUCCUAACUAUGUAUUUUCCUAUUUCCUGUACAUCUAACGCAGUGCCACUGGUAGUCUCUACCUCAGUGAGGUCCUUACUGGGAUGUUUAGUCCCGUAGGUCCUUCUGGAUUCCUGUUGAAAUUCUACAUGUCCUAUUUAUGAGACAGUAUUGUUAUCUUUCCAAAAGGACAUAUGUGUAUUAAUUUAAACCAUUAAUUUUUAACUUUCUAAAAAUGUAUUACUGUAUAUUCCCUUUGAAACAUCAAAAGGUUCAAAGAAUGUGCAUAUAUUUAUAUGUUUAGUUUAAAUAAUAAUGUCCAUGUUGAAUCAUUACAUGUACUAGCAUACUGUAAAGUGGGUUAAUUAUGUUGGCUUCAAUUUUUGCAUUUUGACCCAAACUUAAAAGAACUAAAUUUACAAGGAUUAUCAUUUUGCCAUCUAGACAAAUGGAGGAACUAAAUUUUCAUGGUGCCUUAGCACAGUGAUGGGGAAACCUGGCAUAUAUAGUGUCAAAUAGACACAGUGACGGGGAAACCUGGCAUAUAUAGUGUCAAAUAGUCAAAUGAAUAGGCUUUAUGACAGCAUUUUAAGCAACAACAGCUAAAUGUAUUUUGUUAAAUCAUCAACAAAACUAUUAGAUGUAUGAUAUAAUCUAUAUAGUUAAACAUCAUUACUCUUAAUGUGUAUCAAUCGUCACAACCACGAGUGCAAAGCUACCAUCCCUGCGGCCUCACAAUACAUGUAAAAGGAAACUAUAUACAGUAACCUCAGUUAGUGCAGUCAAAAUUUAGUGCAGUAUUUAACUCAUUCACCCCUGAAAUUUCAUAAUGAACUAUUUCAACCUUUGAAUUGAAAGGGUUCAAAUGUGUCUUCAGGGGUGAAUGAGUUAAAACAUGAAAAGCUCUAUAAUUAGAAUACAGCGGUACCAGUGAAAUAUGUUAACAGUAUAUCUAUGUAUAGGACUACCAUAGAGAACUAGCAUUGGUUUCUCAUGCCUUCAGUAAUUUAAGUGAAUGUGAAAGCUGUUAUUAUAUUGUAUAAAGCAGUUUUUGUCAUAAUUCAAAUCAUGUGAUGAAAUGAAUAGCACAAUCUCAAAUAAUGUGAUAGGAUUACAAGUUAUACAUGCAGUAUUUAUUUAAUGUUUUAUAACUGAGAUUUGAUACUCAUGUUUUCAGAGAUGAGAAUAUUACUUUGUAACGUUGAUUUAUACCUCGUUUUGAUAGUAUUGUGAUAUGAUUCUCCUUAGGAGUUUUCACUUUUUCUUGCAAAGGGGCAUGGUGAAAAUAGAGAAAAAAGUUUCAAUGAAAAUUAAUUCUAAUGCAUGUUAGUAAUUUCAAGGUAUUUUCAACAUACCUAGGUUAUUUCUGAAUGUGGUUAGCGAGGUGUGAAGUCAUUGUUUAUGUUUCCAUUCAUUCUUGAACAAAUAUUUUACGUGAGCUGUACAGUAUGUAAAUGUUAAAUAUAUCGAUAUGUUGUUUUUAUUGUACCAGUAUGAUAUUUUAUUAUCAUUAUACCUGAAAUUUUGAAGAUUUAAAGAUACCUCAGAGCUUGGAAUUUUUAAGAGUUACUGGAAUCUAAGAACUUGGAAUUUUGAAGAGUUAAUAAUAUCUCAGCGCUUGGAAUGUUGAAAAGUUAAUGAUAUCUCAAGCUUGGAAUAUUAAAGAGUUAAUGAUAUCUUGGAGCUUCGAAUUAUGAAGAUUUAAAGAUAUCUCCGAGUUUGGAAUUUUGAGGAAUAAAUGAUAUCUACGGACGUGGAAUGUCGAAGAGUUAAUGAUAUCUCGGAGAUUGGAAUUGAAAGAGUUUAUUUAUAUGUCAGGUGAAGAAAAAUAUGUACAUGAUUAUUCUUUAUGUUAUACAAAUGUAUGUUGUAGUAAGAUAUAUGUUUUGAAUAUAUCUCCAGCUAAUAUAUAUAUUAUACAUGUUGUCUGAGACAACUGAAUCUGGUAUUCUAGGCUCGGUGGAUAAAGUGAUAUUUACACCAUUGCAAAUUCAUUAUAAAAUGACUUUUCUGGAGUCUCGGCCAAGUCCAUCUGUACUUACAACUGUCAGAAUUUAUAUUGUCAGGGUUGUGACUGGUCACCUACUUACUACAACAAUAAAUUGUUAUAUAUAUAUAUUUAAAUCCUGUUGGUGUAACAACGUGUCAUAUACUUAGCAGAUAUUGUAAUAAUCAGUGUGAGAAUACCUUUAAGGGACUGCACUUUAAUAGGAAGAAAAAGAAGAACCACUGAAAAAAUCGUGAUCAUUUCUAAAAAUUAUGGAUGGAUUCAUGUUUUUUCCUGUGUAAGAACGUGUCAUACGUUUAGCAAAUAUUUUGAUAAUAACUGAACACAAUAAUUUCUCAAAAUCAUGGAUAUAUUUAAUGAUUGUUUCCUGUCCUCAUGAUAUAAUUGUAAUAUUGUUAUAUGUUUAUAGUGGUUUACUAGAACAGGUGGGACCAGAUAGAAUUAUCCCGCUUCUCUAUAAUAAAUUAAUUUCUAUAAAAAAAAUAUUAUGACAAAAUCUCUUCUACAUUCUUUAUAGAAUCCUUUAAAAUGUAUGUAUAUAAAGUACAUUUAGUAGAUAAAAGAUAUAAUUCAAUUACAUUUCUAAUUAAGAUUCAAUUUUAUAAAGUAGUACUUGCAUGAAGAAUCAGAAUGGUGCAUGUAUCUAUAAAAGCAGCAAUACUUGUAUAGCUAUGUUUUACUCUGUUGUUAUUUAUUGUCCCGUAAUGUUGUUGAACUGUGCAUCACAUAUUCUGAUAUUCAGAGAAAGAACAUUAUCAUACUGCAAAUAAUUUAAGUAAAAUGAUUUAUUUAUUAUAUUUUAUCUAUUACAACAUGGAAGGGAACUGUUGACUUUAAUUCUCCAUUCUUGUUAAUUCGUUGUGAUGUCAAAAUUGAUUGUCUCCCCUCACAUGGUUAAGUUGCUGUCAAAUUUUCCAACACUGAGCUGUUUUUCUUACAAGUAUAUUAACAUAUGUAUCUUUAAUAAACUUGUUUGCUCAUUAAUGUUCGUAAUCCAGAAGUGUAUAAACGUGAUUAUUGUACAUGUAUCUGCCGUUUAUGUAAAUUUUGUGGUACUGAUCUGAACAUGUGUACAAGUUGACACUUGAAAUAAAAUUUGUAAU
Molecule: messenger RNA, 4859 nt
Organism: Mizuhopecten yessoensis (Yesso scallop)
Lineage: Eukaryota; Metazoa; Mollusca; Bivalvia; Pectinida; Pectinidae
Product: ADP-ribosylation factor-like
Exons: 4
Coding region: 32-727 (231 amino acids)
Molecular function (GO): GTP binding; GTPase activity
Source: RefSeq, a predicted model, not a curated record